This is a messenger RNA of Scomber scombrus (Atlantic mackerel), 1599 nucleotides long. Its product is annotated as cell cycle control protein 50A-like. Gene Ontology annotation, biological process: phospholipid translocation. NCBI's taxonomy places the organism in Eukaryota, Metazoa, Chordata, Actinopteri, Scombriformes, Scombridae. The record is from RefSeq and is a predicted model, not a curated record. The transcript has 7 exons. Bases 203 to 1315 code for a protein of 370 amino acids. Gene Ontology annotation, cellular component: plasma membrane; endoplasmic reticulum; Golgi apparatus.
UCUUCCUCUUGGGAACGAUUAACUGGGCAGAUAAUAUCAAUACUAUGUGUAGCUUUUCGGAUUAGGUAGAGGGAAAAUUCCAAUAUUCGGACAGUUUUGUCCUUUGUCUCAACGUUUUCUCUUGUACUUGUCGUGUGGGAUAAACUAGGAACAGUCGGCUGUCAACUAAAGUGGAUUAUUUUGCUCGAAGCGGAUUGCAGCCAUGAUGGCGUCAAGCUACAACGCUAAGGAAGAGGACGGACACCACUCAGGCGCUUCGAAUCACGGUGGCCCGGGCGCUGUGAAAAGUAAAAAACCGGACAACACAGCGUUCAAACAGCAGAGACUACCUGCCUGGCAGCCCAUCCUGACAGCAGGAACCGUGCUGCCAGCUUUCUUCGUUAUCGGUCUCAUCUUCAUCCCCAUCGGCAUCGGCCUGUAUGUCACAUCAAACAACAUCAAAGAGUUCGAGGUUGAUUACACUGGUGUGGACACAUCCAGUCCAUGCUACAGCUGUGCCCGAAACUACAGCUGGAACAGCACAACACCAUGCAUCUGCUCUGUGGAGUUCACAUUGGAACAGCCAUUUGAGAACAAUGUCUUCAUGUACUACGGCUUAUCCAACUUCUAUCAGAACCACAGACGUUACGUGAAGUCCAGGGAUGACAGCCAACUGAAUGGCGACCGGAAUGCUUUGAAGAACCCCAGCAAAGAAUGUGAGCCGUACCGUACGAGUGAUAACACGCCGAUUGCUCCAUGUGGGGCAAUUGCUAACAGCCUUUUCAAUGACACUCUGGAGCUGUAUCAUAUUGAUCCCAGUGGCAACAAAACUGCAAUUCCUCUGGUAAAGAAGGGCAUUGCUUGGUGGACAGACAAGCAUGUGAAGUUCAGGAAUCCUGGUGGAAACAACAACCUUACUGUGGCGUUUCAAGACACAGCCAAGCCAGUGAACUGGAGAAAGCCAGUGUAUGAGCUAGACCCAUCAGAUGCUGAGAACAACGGCUUUAUCAAUGAGGACUUCAUUGUGUGGAUGCGCACGGCUGCGUUGCCCACCUUUCGCAAGCUCUAUCGUAUCAUCCAGAAGAAGUCAAGCACGACCCCAACUCUACCCAGUGGCAAAUACCACUUGGAUAUCAAUUACAAUUACCCAGUGCUCAGCUUUGAUGGUCGCAAGCGGAUGAUCCUGAGCACCAUCUCCUGGAUGGGAGGGAAGAACCCCUUCCUUGGCAUCGCCUACAUCACUGUGGGCUCCAUCUGCUUCUUCCUGGGUGUUGUUCUGCUGAUCAUCCACCACAAAUAUGACACACGCAACAACAGUGCAGAUAUUCCCAACUAAACAGUUCCUGUGUGGCAACCUCCUGUCUCUGCAUUCCCGGGUGACCCCACAGGGUCCUUUCUGGACUGCUUGUUGAUUUUUAGUGUGAAUACACUGUAAAUGUCUGUUGUGUGUUUGUGUAAGAGCAGUAGUGUUUCUGUGUCUCAUCAAAAGUUGUUUUAAUGCAUAGGACAACUAAGGCAAAAGAGGAAGCUAGAAUCUGUGUCUCUGUGCAUAUAGCUUCAGGCUGGCUGCUGAGAAUGUCAUUUCCUGUCUUCAUUUUUUAAAUUUUCUAUUUAUCUAUA